Spodoptera frugiperda (fall armyworm) is the source of this 2411-nucleotide messenger RNA. RefSeq lists its product as uncharacterized. Lineage: Eukaryota; Metazoa; Arthropoda; Insecta; Lepidoptera; Noctuidae. The transcript has 2 exons. Bases 254 to 2116 code for a protein of 620 amino acids. The record is from RefSeq and is a predicted model, not a curated record.
UUAAAUUGAUCGAGCUAUACACAGAGAAGUUCAACAAAUUGUCAAUCAGAUUUUUUGUUUAGUCAAAAUAUUUAUAAUUUCGUCGUAAUCUGAGGGUAAUCAUAAUAAGAAAAUGUGUAAAACUGUCCAAAUGUGAUAUAAGCGUAAAAUUAUGUGUUGAACGAGCCGCGAGGAAUUGAGAAAGGUAGAUUAAUCAACGAUAAACUGGAGAAACUUUCUAAUUGCCGUCGAGAACAACAGAAACGCUGGCAAAAUGGCGUUUUCAAUACGUAAAAUGUUUUCAAACAUAUCUUAUUUUUCGAAGUCUGGUGACCAGAGUCAAUCCAAUGAGCACCAAGUACUCGAAAGCGUAGCAAGUUCUUGUUCAAGGCCUGAGUCGUCGCAGACCAUAGAAUUUGUGUCUAUCGAGCCAGAUUCUACGUCGAAACCCCAUGCAACAAGUUUGAAGCUUCCAACAUCAGUGAAGAACUUCGCAGCGAAGAAAGGGUCGCUGUCUGAUACCGACCUCCUUAAUAUCGAUGAGGUGAGCACUAGAGGCCGCAAACCUAAAAGCCGCAGUUUGAAAAUAGAUAUUAAACAAGCCAGUCGCUCCAUGAACGAGUCUUUGUACCAAGGAGACCGUCAGCACAACGAAAAUACUCCCCCACAUAUCUCUUUAGACUGCCAGAGCGCUAAUCUCUUCAGUCAAAGGUUUAAACAGCUCAACUUCAGCCAGUCUUUCGAGUUUGACAUAUCAACGGAGUCCGAUGAGGAGUUAGAUAUCGAAUCUCUAUCCGAAUGCUCCGACACGGACCUUUCGGGUAAAGAAGACAAGAAAUCAAGGGUCAAAAUGUGCCGUAAGGUUGAUACGACCAGUGAUAACCAGUUGGUGCGUACUGGUACUCCUGAAUCCUUCGGUGAUGUCGAACUAGAAAGGAACGAAGAAGAACGAGUCUCCUUGUUACUAAGCUACCAGAUGAAGUUGGAGAAAAUUGAAUGUGUUCUGCGGAAAUUGCUUGCGGAAUUCCAAUUCCACAUUGAAGUUGCCAAAAUAUUCACCUGCCGGUCUUUUGUGACUAUGUUACCUGGUACGGACCUGUCUGAGAUACCGAAGAUGUUUGAGCAAGUUACGUAUAUCAAUCAUGGGGACCGUGACAGUCCAGUGGAGUCCUGGAAUUUUGUGAUAGACAAGGAGGAUGAUGAAACGAAGUAUAAGUUCCGGAAACAAAUGCUUGAUCUACGACACUCGUUAGAUACUUUUGUUGGGACCUACUUGCAAGAGGAAGUGAAACCUAAGGCUAUGUUCCGCCGCAGCAUCACAUUCGACCUUCACAAAGGCAAGCGUUUACACAAAACCGGGAAAGUUACUAAUAAGAAGCGCAUCAAACACUUUGAUUUCCCAGAUUACCGAGAUGCCUUCCUGAAUCUCUUCAAAGAGACUGAGUCUGAUGAGACAGACACCCAUUUAGAGCAUAGCAACGAUGAGUCCGAUCACAAAUGCUCCUGCCAGUGCCAUAAUCAUUCCAUCAGCCAGUCCGACUCCGGUUUGGUGACAAAGGAUAGCAUGUCCAACCAAUCCAUUACGUCUUCCAUCGGAAACUUCAGUUUAGAUUCGACCACACUGUCUGCCUUCUCCGAGUCCCUAGAUCAGGUAAUCAGCUACAACAGUUUUGAAGACUCAACGCUAUUCAACACUCUACAGCAAAAACCGGCCAUUGAACGCAUAACAUUCUACGUACAAGUCCACAGCAUACAGAUCCGGAGUGAAUCGGAGAAUGAUGAAAGCAAGAAUUCCAUCACGUUCUUCUGCCCAGCUUGUUCUACCACGGAAGUGGAAGAAGAUGGGCUUCUGAAGCAUAUUUUGAGCCAAACGCACUGUGAGAAGAUUCAUUUCUUGUAUAAGAGUGUCUACAUCAAGAAAUGUGUGGCCGGUGGAAAGGAGAUCCAGCCCAGUACUGUCCUGAACCCAAUGACUAUGUACCGAGAUGAUAACAAGAUAGUUUGCUUCGGAGAUGCUGUGUAUGCCUGCUCGUUAUGCUUUGAGAAUCCGAUCGUUGGUGAGUCCGUACUAAUGGCACAUUGCAGCGAUGAAACGCAUGCAGACCGCAGAGAGAAGAUGUAUGAAAUGUUUGAUUAAAAAAGCUAUAGGUGAUGUAUCUUUUAUCUCUUUUCUUCUAUAGAUCCGUUCUUUCUCUCUCUCUUUUCUAAACGACUUUGAUAAACGAAUAUGCAUGCGUUUGGUUUAGCAGUUUAAAAGCGAAAGAGCUCUGUUAUCUUGUCUUGCUAUGCAAUUUUUUUGUGUUUUAAAUCGCUGGCGAUGUUUUUAAGUGUGAUUUUUGUGUGAAAAUUGUCAAUUUUUGUUGUAAAAGAAAGCUCUUUCGCUUUUAAAAAUAAUUUUUGUAUGUAGUUAGUGUAGGAAUGACAUUUAUUAA